Molecule: messenger RNA, 1103 nt
Organism: Brassica rapa (field mustard)
Lineage: Eukaryota; Viridiplantae; Streptophyta; Magnoliopsida; Brassicales; Brassicaceae
Product: putative 57 kDa heat shock protein
Source: RefSeq, a predicted model, not a curated record
GCCUUCUCUUUCCUCUGAAACAUAAAGGUCGAAAACAGUGAGAGAGAGAGAGAAACCCUAAAGGAACUCAGAAACUUCACAGAAAACUUCUCUCUCGUUGUUGAAUAAUGGUGGUCCCUCUUACCGUUGCUCCUCCAUCUAGAGAAGGGUUUUACGCGGUUAACAACCCGUUUCUCGUAAGCGGACCAAAAGGGUUCACAGAGUUCAAGAUGCUUGAGAACGAGGACAUGUUCAUUCGGAUUGACUUCCCCGGUGUUCCACAAGACGCCAUUAAGGUUAGGAUUGACCCGACGAAGAAAGCUGUGUCUAUCACCGCCGACGCACCAAAAGAGCACAAACAUGACUCUGCUCCUCGGAACUACGGCUCAGCUACAGGUCUCGUCUGUAAAUGCUGCGAGAUCUCCGGCUUGGUCUCACACAUGUCGGACGGUGUUCUCAGGCUUCACCUCUCCAAGACCCGCGCCUCAACACAAAGCCCUUCAUGCAUCUCGUUUCUUGGUGGACCAGACCGAGAAGAUCGUUGUAGCACGGGUCCUCACACGUUUCCUCACGGCACGGAUCCACAUGACCCGGAGUUAACCGGUCCCUUACUGGAGCCACACCCAUGCGUGAACAUAGGUUCGGAUAUGGCCUAUGAGUGGAAGAUCCUCCCAAACGGCGGUCUAUACGUGCGUGUAGAUAUGCCGGGUGUUCCCAAGGAUAGGUUCACCGUCUCCGUCGUGAAUGGGAGAGUGAUGGUGACUGGUGACGCUCCUGCUGUUAGCCUUGACUCUGGUGGCCGGUUCUACUCCGGUGAGGUGGCUAUGCUCGAAAGUCAGGUCAGUAUUCCUGGCCGUAAGAUCAAGACCAUUGCCAAGAACGGUGUGAUCCGUUUGAUCAUCCCUCCCCUCUGAUUUUAGUGAUGAAAGUCAUGAAACCAUGCAUGCUUCUGAGUUCUGAUUCGUAGUUUAGUCUUGUGGACUUCUUCUUUGAAGGUUAUGUCGUUAUUUCGAGGGAACUUUAUGUCGUUUUAUGGUUUUAAUCAACUCUUGGAUAUGUUCCUUGGCUAAAAACAUACACUAUCUAUUUUUUGAAAACUUUUAGUCUUACAGCUUUUUUUUUUU